AUGAAGCGGGACGAGCUUCUCAAGUCCGGCCUCCUCAGCAAGCGAGACAAGGUCGACUUGGCCGAGAGUGUCAACUACAUUCUCGUCUUGCUCCGAGAGGGUGACGACUCUGCCGACCCCUACCAGGACGAGGUCGACGCCGUUGCCGACCCUUCUCAAGUCCUCGGCUAA
Messenger RNA from Colletotrichum siamense, 171 nucleotides. RefSeq lists its product as uncharacterized. The record is from RefSeq and is a predicted model, not a curated record. Lineage: Eukaryota; Fungi; Ascomycota; Sordariomycetes; Glomerellales; Glomerellaceae. The coding region runs from base 1 to 171 and encodes 56 amino acids. The transcript has a single exon.